Prunus armeniaca (apricot) is the source of this 405-nucleotide messenger RNA. The record is from the annotation of a GenBank genome assembly. Lineage: Eukaryota; Viridiplantae; Streptophyta; Magnoliopsida; Rosales; Rosaceae.
AUGAUCGAGGUAGAAGGAGAUGAUAUGGGAACUGUGGAGGCAGGUUCAAGUGAAGGUCUAUAUGCUAUAGAAGAGGACCCGACCCUGACAGAUGACACCUCUAUACAGCUUCAUGCUAUCACAAAUAAGAAAAGGAGUAAAGGGAGAGCCAUGAAAUUAAUGGGGCAAAUUAAGGGCAUUCCCAUUCUGGUUUUCAUAGACUCUGGUACCGACAAGAGUUUUAUAAAUCCAUGGAUUGCAGAGCACCUGCGCCACCCCAUUGAUAGGACUAGUAUUGAAACCGUGGUGGUUGCUUCAGGAUGGCAUUUCAAGCACAUGACAAUGGAGUUUACGUUGGCAGGAUCUAAUCACCGGAUUAUGGGUGCCAUAAAUGGCCCAUUACAACCCACCACCCAAAUCUGUUAA